Messenger RNA from Chinchilla lanigera (long-tailed chinchilla), 4521 nucleotides. RefSeq names its product Rho-related BTB domain containing 3 (gene Rhobtb3). Gene Ontology annotation, biological process: regulation of proteolysis; proteasome-mediated ubiquitin-dependent protein catabolic process. Gene Ontology annotation, cellular component: cytoplasm. Gene Ontology annotation, molecular function: GTP binding; ubiquitin protein ligase binding; GTPase activity. The record is from RefSeq and is a predicted model, not a curated record. Lineage: Eukaryota; Metazoa; Chordata; Mammalia; Rodentia; Chinchillidae.
GUCCAUCCGCAUCGUGGCGCUGGGCAACGAGGGCGACGCGUCCCACCAGGACCCGCGGCCGGCGGGGCUCAUCCGCACCUACCUGGGCAGAAGCCCGCUGGUCUCCGGGGACGACGGCGGCUUGGUGCCGAGCGCGGCGGGCGCGCUGGCGCGGCCGGCGUUCGCCGAGUACCAGGCCAGCGCGUUCGGGAACGUCCGGCUGCUGGUGCACGACUGUCCCGUCUGGGACAUUUUUGACAGCGAUUGGUACACGUCUCGAAACCUGAUUGGGAGUGCUGACAUCAUUGUGAUCAAGUACAAUGUAAACGACAAGUUUUCAUUCCAUGAAGUAAAGGAUAAUUAUAUUCCAGUAAUAAAAAGAGCAUUAAAUUCAAUUCCAGUCAUCAUUGCUGCAGUUGGUACCAGACAAAAUGAAGAACUGCCUUGUACCUGCCCUUUGUGUACCUCCGACCGAGGGAGCUGUGUCAGUACAACGGAAGGGAUCCAGCUGGCUAAAGAACUAGGAGCGACGUAUCUUGAGCUGCACAGCCUGGAUGACUUCUAUAUAGGAAAGUACUUUGGAGGCGUGUUGGAAUACUUUAUGAUUCAAGCCUUAAAUCACAAGACAAGUGAAAAAAUGAAGAAAAGGAAGAUGAGCAGCUCCUUUCAUGGAAUUAGACCGCCGCAGCUUGAACAACCAGGUGCUUUUCAGUGGGAAGAACUGGAAGAAGAUAUCAGGAAGAAGUUGAAAGAUUCUGGAGAUGUUUCUAAUGUCAUUGAGAAAGUUAAGUGUAUCUUAAAGACACCAGGAAAGAUUAAUUGCCUAAGGAAUUGCAAAACUUACCAAGCCAGAAAACCUCUGUGGUUUUAUAACACAUCCCUCAAGUUUUUCCUAAAUAAACCAAUGCUUGCUGAUGUUGUCUUCGAAAUACAAGGUACAACAGUGCCAGCCCACAGGGCCAUCCUGGUGGCCCGCUGUGAAGUGAUGGCGGCCAUGUUUAAUGGGAAUUACAUGGAAGCAAAGAGUGUCCUGAUUCCCGUUUACGGCGUUUCCAAAGAGACGUUCUUGUCCUUUUUAGAGUACCUGUACACAGACUCCUGUUGCCCAGCUGGCAUUUUCCAGGCCAUGUGCCUGCUGAUCUGUGCUGAGAUGUACCAGGUGUCGAGGCUGCAGCACAUCUGCGAGCUGUUCAUCAUUACGCAGCUGCAGAGCAUGCCCAGCAGGGAGCUGGCCUCCAUGAACCUUGACAUCGUAGACCUGCUCAAGAAGGCCAAGUUUCACCACUCUGAUUGCCUUUCCACCUGGCUACUUCAUUUCAUUGCCACCAACUACCUCAUCUUCAGUCAAAAGCCUGAAUUUCAAGAUCUUUCAGUGGAAGAGCGCAGUUUCGUGGAAAGGCAUAGAUGGCCAUCAAAUCUGUACUUGAAGCAGCUGGCAGAGUACAGGAAGUAUAUUCACUCCCGGAAGUGCCGUUGCGUAGUGAUGUGACCUGGAGCUUUUAUAUCCGUCCGUGUUUUCACUGUUACAAAGAACGGGAUGCUGCUGGAUUCCAGUGAAAUUCUUAUGACUGAAUGCCAGUACGGAUGUUUAAAAAAAUCAGCCUAAUGUGUUUAUCAGUUCUCUUCAAAAAACCUACAACUGUAUUCUUAAAAGGGAACAAAAUAUAACACAGACUAAAACUAAGGCUUUACGCUAGAAUAUAAAGCUGUUGUACAGAGGUGUUUUCCCUUUAAGAUGUACUCUUGCUUUGGUGACCCUUCCCUGUUAGGAGUGCUUAAAUUUUUUUAAAAAAUCAAUUAGGAUUGAUACAGAAAUUCAUCAUGUCUGAUUAGCUGCUGUAUUAAAAUAAGGGGCAGUGAAGGACCCCAUGUAACUGCUUCUGCAGUGAGAAAUUUAGGGGAGGAGACUAACCAGUCCAACGUGAAAUUUCCGAAGUGAACAUUGGAGAUUUGGAGAGGGUUGUGCUCGUUGGUUCCACACUAGUGUCAGUGUUUGAAUCAGCACUAUGAACAAAACUCCCUCCUCCGGACUCUGCAGCUGCAUCACCUCUUCUGUCCGGGUUCUGCCUGUGCAGGAGACCCAGCCGGCGCCGGCUUUUCCUGUCACACUGGGAAGGGCUUCCCACUUGCUUCAGUGUUUGGCAAUGGCUGUCCUAAAGUUCUUCAUGAUGUUUGAAGAAGGGCCCCUGUUUUCCCUUUGCAGUGAUCCCCUAAAAUUAUGUGUAUUUCCUGGCAGGAAAAAUACCAUGUUCUCCUGCUCACAUCAUUCUCCCAUCCAAGUACUAACCAGGCCCAACCCUGCUUAGCUUCUGAGAUCAGGUGAGAUCUGGCGCGUUCAGGGUGGUGUGGCCGUAGACUCACACAUCAUUUUCUCUGAAAGCUGAAGCACACUGGCGUUGAGGGGAUCCAGGACAGCUUGUCGGAGGGCAGAGGACAAUGGCGGUUCCUGCUCUGGGGGGGUCGGUCCCAGGCCGGCCUCCGCUGCCACCUCCCUUGGUGCACAAGCAUCGCCUCUGUUGGAUUAGCUUUAAAACUCAGUCCUGGCUCUGCGGCUGAUGAACAAAUACUUAAUUGAUGAUUCUGUAAGGCCAGGAUAUUGGUAAGAGUGACUGACUAGCUUGAUUUUAAUACACAUUUAUGAAGAUGCACACAGGGAAAGAUGCUUUCUGAAGAAUUUGCUGUGAAGGCUCAGUAACUUCAGUGUAUUUGCUAAGAUUAGGGUGUCGGUGGUGUGAAUUGUUUGAAUUUUUUCCAAGGACUGCAAGGCUAUUUGAUGUGGAGUGGCUUAAGUCUUACUCUUUAAGGUUACCCAGUAAGUUAAAGAAAGGAUAUAAAUCAAAGACUUGUUACAUGUAGAGAAGAUGGUACUGGGGUAGAGGACAGAAUUAGUUUCUCUUGUAGGGCACGAAUACAGAAAUGAUUAUAUCAGAAGCUCAUAAGCCCGAAGGUAGAGAACAGAUUACUUAGUAUUUAUUGUUCAGACUAUUGUUGUCUGUAAUUUAAUAUUGAAAUAUGUUUUUCUUUUAAAUUCGUGAUUUUAGAAUGCACAUAUUUUUUCCAACUUUUUAAAUGUUUGAUUAAACACUCUUAUACUGUAGUAUUAGGAUUCCAUGCAGUUAGUAUACGUGUACCAUACUGUCAGAAGAAAGUAAAGACUUCCUUAUAUGUAUUCCAGGAAACCUGCUUUCAGUUGGGCUGUGUCAAUGAAGAUUACUGGGAUGCAUUUUGUAUUUUUUGUGUUUUAAUCACCUAAGUAAUCAACUAUUAGCAAAUCCCACUUGCCUAGGAGUAGCAUUGUAAAGAGUAGAUAAUAUAGCAAAUUUCUAGAAAAUCCUUCACAUUUAUGAACUUUUAAAAUGCAGUGGUAGCCUUUCUUACUUCAUAAGCACAUUCUCAUCCCCAUAUUAACUAUAGCAUGUAAAAUUAUAAAAUGGAAGAAUACAAGUUGCAAAACAAUUUAAAAUAUUUUCUGGAAAAUACUAUUUAAUAUUUAAACAGAUAGUAGCUAGUUCUUUUUGGUUGUUGGCCUGAGUGGGAAUUGAGUUGGAAAGUGGUGCUCCUGGGUGUUGAUACGUAGUAUUUAUUUUGAAAAUUCUUCACCACCUGUGUGACUCAGCCCAGCCCAAUACCACAAUUCUCCAGAGCUAAUGAAAAUAUAAUCAAAUUAGCGUUAGAACUUAUUGAGUGUAGACUCUUCAAUACCUUUUCAUUCACCCAAUUUAACAAGAAACUUUAAAGACUUAUAAACUAUCUUAGGGAAAUGAGUGCUGGUUUCAAGAAUUUUUCAAUUGAACAAUUAUUUCUAGAUGGGUGUAUGCUUUUUGCUGAUCUCUGCUUGAAUAUAUUUCCCAAUCAUUUUAAUUAGAGAGGAUACUGUAUGUCCGAACUAAGGCCUUUUCUUUCUGGGCCACGUUUUCAUGCUGUUUAACCCUUUGUGUACUUCUGGCUACUCUGUUCCUGUUACAGGAGCCUGGAUUUGUAAUAGCGAACUUCCGGGACUGUAUCGCAAGUUCAGCCGGUCCACACCAGCAUGGUGGCAGCACAUUGGGUAGCAGCAAAAGACAGUGGAAUUGGAUCCAUUUUAUUUCCACGGUAGCUAAACUUUCCAACUAGAAUUUUACAAACUGCACUACACUACGAUAGCUAAUUGGACACAAAUGUCCUCAGAGUAUUUUAUUUUAUUUAAAGCAUCUGUUUAAUUCAAUCUUUAAUGAUUUUGCAAAGAAGGGCAUGUGAGUAUUUUAAUAGAGCCUGACCUGAAUUUAUAUGUUUUUAGCUUUAGUAUUUAACAUUUUGUAACAAAUAAACUUUUUUAAAAACAAGCUUAAUGAAGUAUCUUGUAGUUAUUUUCCCUUGGUGUUAAAAUGCUAAAAUGAUUGUGAGAAUACUACCAGGUGUUUCUCAGGCAUAAUUAUGUCUCAUAAUUUCCAUAAAGAUUUGGAGUGUUGCUGAUAUUGUAGAUGACUCAUGGUGUAAUGAGAUUUGUAAAAUUUAGCAUUACUUUUAACAACUGGCUAAAGAAUAAAAGAAUUUCCUUUAGCA